Messenger RNA from Dentiscutata heterogama, 147 nucleotides. The record is from the annotation of a GenBank genome assembly. Lineage: Eukaryota; Fungi; Glomeromycota; Glomeromycetes; Diversisporales; Gigasporaceae.
UAUCAAAAGCUCAAAAAACUCACAAAUAUGAGAGAAACUAUAAUUGACAGAGAAGACUUAACAGACAAGCUAGCAAAAGAAUGGUUAUUGGUUCUAGAAAGCAAGUUUACAGAUGUUUCUUCUAAAGAGAAAACACAAGAUAAAUAG